UGUUUUUUGUUAUAAACUAUGGCAUUUAGAGCGAGAGCCUUGUACGACUUUAGUUCCGAAAAUCCAGGAGAGAUAUCGAUUACUGAGAACGAAGUUGUUACUUUGUACAGCGAACAAGAUAUCGAAGGAUGGCUAGAGGGAGCUAACAGCAGAGGGGAGACGGGUCUUUUUCCAGCCUCAUAUGUGGAGAUUCUAAAAAAUGAAUCAUCUGACAUAUCGUCCAACAACAAUGUCAUGUCGGCAGAUCAUGAUCAACCCCACUCCCCAUCAAGUGGAUAUGAUUCAUCAUACCAUUUCCAGUCCCACUCUCGUGCUGAGAACAUGAACGUUCCUAACCCCACCCACUCUGCUUAUCCUGUGCAAACUCCACAGCACCACAGUUACCAGACCAGUCAAGGUAGUGAUGAUGACUGGGAUGAUGACUGGGAUGACAGCUCGACUGUGGCGGAUGAAUCUGGAACGAUACAUGACAAUGAUGGAACUAGUUCCACAGCAUACACGGUCACUACCACGUUGCCUGAGAGACGCUGCAGUGCCCAAGCCAAAAGUUCAGCCACAGUGGGAAAAAACCUCAACAGGUUCUCAACCUUUGUGAAAUCAGGCGGAGAGGCUUUUGUGUUGGGCGAGGCGGCUGCCUUCGUCAAGGACGGGGACAAUAUCUGUGUUGUCAUGGGCCAAUAUGGGCCAGAGUGGCAAGAAGACCCAUACCCAUUCACCUGCUCCAUCGAUGACCCCACCAAACAGACUAAAUUCAAAGGCAUGAAGAGUUACAUGUCAUACAGACUGACUCCCUCCCAUACCCAGAGCCAGGUGAAUAGAAGGUACAAGCACUUUGAUUGGCUCUAUGCCCGCCUAGUCGAACGAUUCCCUGUCAUAUCAGUCCCCCAUCUGCCUGAGAAACAGGCCACGGGGCGCUUCGAACAGGACUUUGUCUCCAAACGCAGAAAAGGUUUAAUAUGGUGGAUGAACCACAUGACGAGCCAUCCUGUCCUGGCCAGGUGUGAUGUCUUCCAGCAUUUCCUCACCUGCCCCAGCACAGACGAGAAGACGUGGAAGACAGGCAAGAGAAAGGCAGAGAAGGAUGAGUUGACUGGAGCUAACUUCUUCCUGACCAUCUCCACCCCGGCCGUUCCACUGGACCUACAGGAGGUAGAGAGCAAAAUAGACAGUUUCAAAGCCUUCACCAAGAAGAUGGAUGAGAACUGUCUGGUAGUCAACGCUACCAUCAACGAGUUUGCCAGGAAGCAGAUCACCGGCUUUAAGAAAGAGUAUCAGAAAGUGGGCCAGUCCUUCAAACUGCUUGGUCAAGCCUUUGAGAUGGACCAACAGGCCUAUUCUGUAGGGCUGAACCGUGCCAUAGCAUUCACAGGAGAGGCCUACGAGGCUAUAGGAGACUACUUUGCUGAGCAGCCCAGACAGGAUUUGGACCCCAUAUCGGACCUGCUGGACCUGUACAAGGGACACCUGGCCAACUACCCUGAUAUCAUACAUGUUCAGAAAGGUACGGUAUGGUGUCACAACUGUCUCUGGUCUCUGCCAUAGAAAUAGAGUUUAUAGACUGGUCAAAGCCCCUCUGACCAUGGCCAUUUGGCUGCACCCUCAUUAGUAUUUAAUUUCUUUGGUCACUAACCUCAGGGUUCAUGUCAUGCAGAUGUUAUGUUAAUGAUGAACAAAAAAUGAAGGUUGCCUUGGCUUUCCAUGAAAUCCCUUGCAUCAAAAUCCUUUGUGUUUUGAAUGUUACUUCAGUUCAUGUAACAUGAUGCACACAUGUUUUGUAUUAUGUUAAACUUUUGUGCUCGCUGGCAAAAGUUUGCUGUUACAGUUUUUGAUGUUGAGUAAUGCACUCGAACAUGACUGGAAGGGUAUGAUAUUUCAUUCGCUGUCCUUGCACAAAUUUUGUCUCACACCCACUCGAGAGUGAGAUCAGAGGUUGGGACUUUGGCACAUAAACCUCUGACAUCUGCCAAAUGCUGAAGUAACCAUUUGAAUAGAACUCAGCCAAAGGAGCCUACAAUCACAUUGCAGGGCUCAAAGAUACUGCAGAUAGGCCUAGUCUUCGAGGAAGGAAACAUGGCUCAACAGAACUCUCUCAUUCUCAUUUGACCAAGUAACACAACAUUCUCUGAUUUGUCACUUUGAUUUAUCACACAGUAGGUACAUAAAUAUGGGGCACUGUUUGUUACAUGCUAUGCAGUCCAAGUUCAAUUGAGACAUUGAAGGUUAGGUUAUCCUACAUCUGAAUAGAAUGAGGAGGAGGAUAUUCCGGGGCCCCUUGUCCGGCGUUGCCCUGGGAAUGUUGGAAUGCAGAAUGGAAGCAGCCUCAGGAUUAAAUUAUUUUCCUCUCCAAGGGUGGGGAUCUGGGGAGCUGCUCCACAGUAUUGCCUGGAGAAACUUCUUACCACUGGCACUGGUUCUGUAAUCACAGCUCUGAAAAGAACAAAGUCCAAGUUAAUUUCAUAUCAUGAGUAUAUUUAUUAAUCCAAGUUUGUGUGGGUGUGUGCGUGUGUGACGUGUGUUGUAUUUAUAUUCCCUAGAUAAGGGUGUAUUCUAAUGGCUGUAGUGAAGGUUAUUCAGUAAAGCAGCGGCGAAGUCUUAUCUUCCAUUUACACAUUCAGAGCUCAAGUAUGUGUACUUCACAGUAACACUUUUGUGGUUCAUGUCUCAUUACAACUUGUACAAUUAUUGCUGUUCUUAGCUAUUCACUUAGAAAAAGGUUGUUCAGUGUUUGUGGCCUUGGAGAACCUCUUAGCCUGAAUACUCCACAGAGCAAUAAGCUGUAAAUCAGACCGACUGCUUUGAGUUAGACAAUUUUAACUCUGUGUGAGUGGGACCACAGAGCAUUGGCUUCAGUCUACUACUCUAUGGCCAGAGAGCAAAUGGUACGAAUCCAUGGUCAACUCCUUUUUCUGCGUCAUGUUAAAACUUUUCAAAAAGGCAGAUUUAGGAUUCAACUACAGUUUGCACGACUAAAGAUAGCCUUUUUCCUUUUCACCACUAAUAGGAAUACUUUUGAUACCCUUCUCUCAAACCCUUUCCAUGACCCCUUUCCCACCCAUCUUUUUCCCCUCUCCCUCUCCUCCACCUCUCUCCUCAGGUGCCCUGACCAAAGUGAAGGAGUGCCAGAAACAGGAAGGGGAGGGAUCAACCAUCAACGAGCGUUGUAACAUCAUUUCCUGCGCCACGCUGGCUGAGAUCCAGCACUUCCACCGCACGCGCGUACGUGAUUUCAAGAGCCAGAUGCAACACCACCUCCAGCAGCAGAUCGGCUUCUUCCAGAAGAUCACUGGGAAGUUAGAGGAGGCACUGCAGAAGUACGAAGAAGAUAUAAUAUAA
Coregonus sp. 'balchen' is the source of this 3333-nucleotide messenger RNA. Lineage: Eukaryota; Metazoa; Chordata; Actinopteri; Salmoniformes; Salmonidae. The record is from the annotation of a GenBank genome assembly.